AUGAGUCACCGCGGGGAGCGUCCGUUCCCCUGUCCUCACUGUGAGAAGACCUACGGACUGAAGAGGGACCUGAAGGAGCACAUGGUUCUGCACACCGGGGAAAAACCUUAUACCUGUGAGCACUGUGGCAAAGCAUUUGGACGCCGCCCCUCGCUACGCAUCCACCGCAUGCUUCACUGCAGCAGGAUGACCUACACGCAGCAUCCGAAGGUGCAGUGUACACUCUGCCCCAAGCUGCUGGCAAACUUCGGCUCUCUGAGGAACCACAUGAAGCUCCACACAGGAGAAAGACCUCACACCUGUCAGCACUGUGGGAAGAGCUUCAGUCAGAAAG
Messenger RNA from Paralichthys olivaceus (Japanese flounder), 334 nucleotides. The record is from RefSeq and is a predicted model, not a curated record. NCBI's taxonomy places the organism in Eukaryota, Metazoa, Chordata, Actinopteri, Pleuronectiformes, Paralichthyidae.